Molecule: messenger RNA, 8357 nt
Organism: Diabrotica balteata
Lineage: Eukaryota; Metazoa; Arthropoda; Insecta; Coleoptera; Chrysomelidae
Source: the annotation of a GenBank genome assembly
GACAAAUCCUAUUGACAUAUAAUAAAAAGUGGGCAACUACGUGAUAAAAAACAAGAUUCCGCAGUUUAGUUACUAAAAAAUCAAUCUAUAUUUCCAGUAAUUAUUUACAAAAUAAGUUUGUUCGUGUCCACAAUAACAAAACAAAUUAUUGGAAGACCAACAUAAUAGGUUUUUUGGUCUUAUUAACAAGAAAAAUGGGCACAUUUACAGUUAAGGUCCUUUAUGACUUUCAAGGAGAAUCGAACACUGCGGAAAUGAGUAUUGUUGCAGGUGAGACAUUAACUGUAACAAGAACUGAUGUUGGGGAAGGUUGGUGGGAAGGUCACAAUUCGAGAAAUCAGUCAGGUCUAUUCCCUGAAGCUUAUGUAGAGAAAACUUCAUCAUCUCAUCCUCCAAACAUUCCAGCUCCUGUAUUGCCUCCACAAAAUGACUGGGGGGAUGCUCAACAAAAUAAAGAAGAUUGGGAUGAUGAUGAUGAUUGGGAUGAUGAUACUGUAUAUUCGGAAAUUGGCAACAAUCAUGGUCAAAGUCAAAGCAUUUACAGCAAUGAACAGAACCAGAACCAAAUAUCACAUCAAUUUGAUAAUAUGUCAUUAGGAAAUAUUAGCACUGCGGGAGACAAUAAAGGUACCAUUACCAAGAAGAGUUUAAACAUAUUUUCCUCAUAUGUCAAAAGUGGAUUAGAAGGAUAUAUUUUAGGCAAUUCUGCAAACUUACCAGUAGGAAAUAAAAAAUUUACAAUAUUCCGAGAUAGUGACGAUAUUCUAGGAAGAUGGGAAAUAAUGUCAAAUCCCUACACUGUUCAAAUAGCAUCUCCCAAGAAAGCGACCAAAAUGGGAGGACUCAAGUCCUUUAUAGCAUAUCAACUGACACCGUCAUUUUCCAAUGUAGAAGUAUCUAGGAGAUAUAAACAUUUUGAUUGGUUGCAUGAUAGGUUAACUGCCAAAUUUAAUGUGAUAGCAAUACCGCCUUUACCUGACAAACAAGUAUCUGGUCGGUAUGAAGAACAGUUCAUAGAACAUAGACGUGCACAACUCCAAGAGUUCAUAAAUUAUAUGUGUAGACAUCCGGUGCUCAGUACGUGUGACGUCUGGGUGCACUUCCUUACAUGCACAGAUGAAAAACAAUGGAAACUCGGUAAAAGAAACGCUGAAAAAGACCAAAUGGUAGGUGCGAAUUUUUGUAUGUCCAUCGAAGCGCCGGAAAAAGACAUUUUACCGUCUUUAUCGGAGCCUAAAAUAGAAGAAAAUCUUAAUUAUAUCAUAAAGUUAGACCAGUGUAUAAAGAAUUUGAUGAAUACUGCGCAAGAUCAACAGAAAAAAUGUGUAAAUAUGUAUAAGAGGGAGUUCAUGAGGAUCGGUGAAUGUUUUUUCGCUUUAGGUUCUUCUUUUGAGUAUAACCAACAAGGAAUGUAUUCUAAAGCUUCCGUAGAUGUAAAGAAUAUAGGUACUACAUACAUGACGAUAGCCAAACUAUAUGGGGAACAACCAAAAAUCGACUGGCAGCCUCUAUUUGAUAAACUGUACAUCUACAAAGGCAUUACGAGCGAUCUACCAGAUAUUUUAAACCUACAAAAGCUCUCUGAGCAGAAAAAGAAAGAUUGCGAACGAAACGCGCAAAAUCCUCAAACGGCUAUUGCUGAUAUCCGAAGAAGAGCUGAUGUUUUGACUUACACCGUAUUUGCUGAAUUAAAUCACUUCCAAAACGAAAGAGACACUGACUUAAGAUUAACAAUGAAGACUUUCCUACAGGAGCAACUUAAUUUUUACAAAAACAUCGUGCUCAAAUUAGAAGAAACGUUGGAUAAGUUUGAAUAAGUCCUUGCCUAGUUCAAUUCAGUUCUUUAUAUUUUUAUAAAAAUAUAUGAAGUGGCAAUGCCAGAAGAGAUAAGCAAUAAUUUUGAUAAAAAAUAUCAAUGCUAGUCAAAUUAAUAUACCUGCUUAUUUAUUUAAUUGUUUUACUAUGAAACUUUUUUCUCGUAAUGAUAACAUUUCGAUAUUAAUAACCUUUUAACACGUUGAAGGCCAUUGUAUUCACGUGAAUAAAUAUAAACUUAUGAUGUCUACAGAUUGAGGGAACGAAUAUUUAUAUAGAUUUUAUGUUUUUAGUUCACGUUGGUUUAAUGUUUUGAAUCCGGAGCUUUCUAUCUUAAAAGUAUCAAAUGAGACUUUAUUUUUAAUCUUCUGUUUACAUUUUAACAGAAAAAGUUCACUCAAUUUAUACAAUCAACCAACUUUUUUAUCACGCUUUCUACUUAUCUUCGUCCUUCAUCUUAUAGGUUGAUGUCAGUCACUUUUUGUAUUUUCUUAAUUUUUUGAGAUUUUAAAACAUAAAAAAUUAUAUCGUGCUAUAUUUAUUUUGAUACUCAUGUACUGAAUUAAUUCAGUACGGUUGUUAGUUCCACUAAAAUAUUAGUUCCUUAUUUUUCAGUUUCGUAUAAAAGUGCCUUACUUUACGUCCCAGAAUUGAUAAAACUGUCAUAAAAGUUGAAUAAAUGCCUUCACUAAGUUUUACCUUUUAUGUGGUCCUCUGCUUCUUCUAUCUGCUAGCGGUCUCCACACUGUAAUUUUGUGGGUCCACAGCCCGUCAUUCAUUCUGGUCACAUGGCCCACCUCGUUCCACUUCAGCUAUGCUAUGCGCUCUAUGAUCAGUGCCGCCUGUCUUUUAACCCUGUCUCCGAGAGUCUGUCCAAGUAACAACCAUUCCAUUCUUGUUUAGGCUACUCUGAGUUUGAUUGCUGUGGUCUGGAUUAAGGAAAGUAUUACGGCGCCGUAAGUCAUGACUGGAAGCACACAUUUGUCGAACGUCUUUUUUGUUCAAAUAAUUUGGCAUGUUACUCUUGAAGAUGUCUGAUAGAGCUCCAUAUGCGGCCUUUGCUAAAUUGAUUCUUCUUUACAGUUCAGCUCUUUGGUUGUUCCUAUCAAUUUGAAUGAAUAAAAAUUGUCUUUUAUUUCUUGGAUUUCGACAUGUUAAGAAAAAUAUUAAAGCAAAAUGGAUCUUAAUUAUUAUUAGUGUUUAUCUUAAUUGAUUUUCUUUCUCAACAUUAAUGCUUCACUCUGAAACGCAUUGUAACUUUUACCGAACUUAAUCGGACUAUAAAUAUAUUAUAAAAUGGAUAUACAGAGUAACCAAAAACAUUUCUGGUUCAAGCUUAUUGCAGUAACGUCUAGAAAAUAAUGAAUCAUAAAUCUGUAGAUAGUGGUCAUAUAUUUGGUCAGGAAUUAAGCAACGUAAAUACUUACUUUAGUAAGUAAUUGCCAAUGAUUCUAAGUAUUUCUCACUUUUAAUAUUAUCCAAGAGAUGAUCUAGGGAGCUGAUAUUUGAGUAUAAUCUCCUGUGGUACUGAAUGGUGUAGGUUUAGUUAUACUAUAAACAAAAAAGCCAAACAUAUUGGCAAGGUCGUCUUUUGAAAGCUAAUGACAACCUACCGAGUAGCAAGAGGCCUAAUAUAGCUUUUCUAGAAUAGAUAUAUAUCUACUAAAAGCACAUAUGGGAUUGAGAAAAUGUGAUCAAAUUAUUAUUAUUCUUUCUGAAUCAUUUUUAUCAAUGUGUAGCCCAAAUAUAACAGGACUUUUUGAAAUAAUAAUUGGGUUCAUUGCUUUAUAUUAUCAGUAAUGCGUAGAAAAGUUAGACUAAUUUUUCGUGCCUUACUUAGUAAUUGCGUUACAGUGUGGCAGCUCUGUAAUUUUAAUACAAUAAUAGACAAUCGACAGUAAAUUGUUGGUUCGUCCUUCAUUGCUUUUCCGUAUUAGUGUAUGUACUGCACUUUUAGAGUCUAAUAGACUGCAUGCAUUCGCCGCUUCUAUACACCGUAACUUGUUAAUAUUAAUUUUAAUCGUCAUGGCUAUUUUUUCCUACUAAGAGUUCAUCUCUUUUUCAGAAUCUAAAGUUUCUGAAGAAAAAAGUAUUAACAGCAAAAAUUCUUUCGGUAAAUAUAUAAAAAAUAAUAAAGAUGUUAAAAGUCCUAAUUCAGAAGAAAACAUAAGUCAAACAAGAAGAAGUUUUAAAAACUGCUAAUUGAACAUACAUUUAGUAAUGACAUAUGUAGCGAUAAUUCAUUCAUGUAUUUACUGUAUUUGUUUUCAUGGGAAUUUCCUAAUGUUUACCUAACUUUCUUUAUUGUCUUAUUUUGUCAUAAAAUGGCAGAAAAAUAAAAGUUUUUACUCAAAAAAUCACAAUCAGUCUUAAUACUUGGGUGGUGCUAAAAGUGUUUUAAAAUUAGUUCCAGAUUUAUGAUUCAUUUAUUACAAGUCUAGACGAUUACUGACCCUGUGAUACUGUUUUAUAUAACUGUCUAUAUUUAUAUAUAACUAUAAAUAAGCUUGCGACAGAACUUAUUCUUCUGUGUAUAAAGCGAGAGGAAAGACUUGAACAGGAAAAUGUACAUAGUUCUUUUCUUUUUGAUAAGUAUUAGUAUAAAUGAAACAGCUAUGUAAUUAGUAAGUUACCAAAAUGUGCAUAGAUGAUUGUGUAAAGGAUAUUUUUAAUAUUCCCUAAUUGUGUAAUUAUUUAGUAACGAAAUUUUAAAUUCCGUUGCAGCCAAGAUUGUAUAAAUUUUCAGAAUUUCUUUUUGUAGGAUCUUUAAGAAGUAUACUUCCUAUUGAGAUUAUUGUUUUAACUUUUGCAGCAUGUUUAAAACGAUAUAUUUGACUAGUCUGAAAUAUAUUUGUUUUUCAGUAUACGAGAUUAUAAUAAAAAAAUUGUUGGCAAAAUAAAAAAACAUGUCACUGAAUUAAAAAAAUCAGUGAAACUAGUGUCUAUGAAACUUGCCGAAAACUGUUUUAUCUCGUUUUUUAUUAUUGAAGAAGUUUGUUGGUUUAUUAAUGUUUUAUAUGCAUAAUAAUAAUAAUAGUUUUCUUUCUUAAGUACCAGGUUGUUACAAUACUGUGGAGACCUUCAUAGCUGAUUGAAUUUUCUGAACAUCAUCACGGAAAUGUGGUGUGUAUUUAUGCGGAACUAUAUUGACAAUGUUUAUACCAAUAAAUUCUUUUCUCUAAGUAAUAUGGAUCGAAAGACAAAUUUAAAAUAUCCAUACCUUAGUUGUUUUGGAUUAGUGCAGUCAAAACUUUUACGAAAAAAUUAUUGCGUUACGUGAUCAUAAAUUUCGGCAAAAUAAUGAGGGGAAAAAUUACGAAACGGGAAGCUUAUAUUUCCGGUUCCGAGGAAAUUACAAACAACAUAAAGUCAACACCACCAACUAGUAUAUGGGAACAAUAUUAUAUACGCGUUUUUUAACUAUGGGGCCGUUCAAGUAUUACAUAAGCAUUGUAUUGUAUUAUUUACCCCUCCUCCAAUCCCCUUUGUCAACAAAAGUAAGUAAACCUCUUACCACCCCUCACAUUUUACGUAAACAUUGUGUUCUGUUUUUUUAUUGAUUCAUGAGCAACAGUUAUAAUUCAAAAAAUAGGAAAAUAGAUUUAGGAGAGAGGACUUUUACGCACAUGAUGGAGUCAUGUGCGUAAGUCGCCCAAAGAUGAUGGAACGCUCGCUACUUGGACUGACGAGACCAAGUGGAUACCACGAGCUGACAGAAGCAGAUUUAGACCACCUAUACGAUGGACAGACGACGUCAAAAGAAUCGCUGGGGAAUUGGCUGCAGGAAGCUCAAAACCGAUAGAACUGGAAGAGAUUAGGGGAGCCUAUGUUCUACCUUGGACGCAGAAGGCUGGAUGAUGAUGCUCGAUCAUUUUCAUCGAGCCAUUCAACAUCGUGGUGCUUUAAAUUUUGAAUAAAUUACAUCAGUUUAUUAGCUCGACGAUGGAUUAAGUUUUUAAUGGAUCUUCUCGAUGUGUCGAUUUAGUUAGGGAAUUUUGAGUGUAGCACUUAAGCGUAGAGCUAAUUUGACUAGAAGAUUGAGAAAUUGUCCUCCAUCAUCCAAAACCAAGUCAUUAACUGUUUGUUUUACUUUUACUGGUGGUGGAAGAAACCUCUUGUCUAGAGUCUAGUUAUGUAAAUAGGCCACUUCUUGGACGACAGUAUUCUGUUUCUACAUUUUACAAUUUGAAGCAAGUAUUGGCUUUCACGCACAUGUUUGAAUAACUUUAAUGUCUGGGAAAUCAGGAAAAUCUUAUUCACUCGGCCUAACAUAUUUUACAGUAAUAUUAUAGUCAUCAAUUUUAAUUGAAUUCUAUUUAUAGUUCAGCUAACACAUUUCCUUCAAACUUAAAAUUGGAUCUUUCUAAAUGUUCUGGAUCUUUUAUAUGUAGAUAUAUUUGUAUCGUUCAAAUAUAAAUAUAAUAUGUGAGUGGCAGUAUCUGUUAAAAAGUAAUAGGAUGCUGCUGACGUAAUCACCAUCUAGACCCGAACUCAUGUCAUCAAAAAUAAGCUAACCAAAGACUCUCCUUCCCUAUAGUAAUUACGUAAUACUUGAACAGCCCCGAUGUACCGCUUCACAUUCGUGUUAAUGCGAUUUCGUAUAGAUUGAGUUAUCUUCGUCUGUUGUUGUAAUCGUUCAGUGGCGGUUCAGUUACUUGAUUGUCUAGCUAAGUGUACCUUUUUUUUAACUUGUUUGUUAUUAACAUUGAUACACUUCUAGUGACAACUCCAGUUCUAGCAAUGUACACUACUGGACACUAACCAUACUUGUGAUACCCCAGAAUGAGUUUUUAAGAAUUCGCCCAAGCUAAAAAUGAUCCUUAUCUUUUAAAGAUUUUUUUUUAAUUGUAAAAAUAAGCUUUAUCGACUCUGACAAUAUUUUUAUAUACCUAUUUUGGAUCGUUCUUCUAAACAAAAAAGGUCUCUUGCCUUUUUUUUUAGUUGGUCGUUUUCGAGUUAUAGAAAUUUAAAACUGAAAAAAAAAAACAGGAUUUUUAACGCUCAAUAUCACAAGUAAAAAAUGUUAUUUUAGAGAUGGCCAAGUGCCUACGUUCAAGUUCAAACCUUUAGAUAUCAGUUAUCUAUGAUAAUUUUGAGCUUAUUUUAUUUUAAAAUAUUGUUUUUUAAUUGUUAACGAAGCGCUUAUAACAUGACGUGCUUUCGGUAGUUGUAGAUUUAUAAAUAUACCACUGACGUGCUUUUCGCCUUAAUAAGAGCAAAAUUUUUAUAAAGAACUGAUAUAUGAAGGUUUGAACUUAAAUUUAGGUACCUUAUGAUUAUAAAAAAUAUAAAUUGUUUUUGAGCCUUGAAAUCGUCAUAAAUUGUUUACAAAGUUUAUUUUUACGAAUUGUUUAUUUAAAAAAAAUGUUUAAAUAAAAUUGGGACCACUUUUUUCACUUUAACAACUUCUUGAACAUUAAUCUGAGUUGUCUGACGGAUAUGAUUAUGAAAAAAUGUUUCACGGGAAUAUUUUUUCGGACGAACACGAGCUUUUUGCCUUGUCUGAGUAGUUCCCCUUCAUUUUCGGAAGUGUCCAGUGCCAUAGUUUCCCGAUGACUGAGUAUGCUUUUCUUGUUGGAUCCAUUUUCCACGAGAAGCUAGAAAAUGGGCGAUUACUACCGGCAAUACUCUGCAUGCUGGGAGAGUCUCAAAUAAAUCUGUUACCCGGUGUUUAGCUGUCCUUAGCUUCUACUUAACGACUACGAGAGAGUAUGAAAAGCCUGGAUGGGAUGGGUGACUUUUCGGAACAAGUUUUAACAAAACUAGUCCCAGUUCAUGAGAUUGAAUUAGUCAGAAUAGUAGGUUCACCUAAUAAGAGACAGAAAGUUAGCAAACAAGAAUAAUGGUACUAAACAUAUAGUCCCAACAAAAAAUAUUUUACGACUGAUAAAAUGAUUCAUUAUGUUAAAAUAAUUGAAUACGUAAUGAAAUCCGAUGUUUUUCUAAAAUUGGAUUAAUAUUUUAAAACUUUGGCUUGAAUUGCAUUCGUGUCCAUAGAGCUAGUAAUUUUAGCUACUACACAAGCGGGUAAAAUACGAUUUAAAGAUCUCAUUGUGAUAUUUUUUUUGUCAAUUUCAAUUUGUAAACUUUGAGUUUUUUAAUUCCAGUGUGUACAGUUUAUUUGGUGGCAAAUAAGGUUAUGAAUCGGACUGCGCACUUCUUAAAUAUCUAUUACUACACUAUAUAUAUACACUUAUAUUUUAGAAUGAUUCGAUUGCUUAGCCAAAACAUAAAAAGUAUAUGUAGGGCCAGAAAGCAAAAUUGCUUUACUGGUUUUGUUUCAGCCUAACAUAUACUAGUAUAUAUUCUAUAUUUUUAUACGUUUUAUUCCAUUUUGCCUCGAAACCGUUUCCCUUUGAUAUACUAAAGUUUUUUUCUUCCCUCGCUAUUUAUUUUACAAUUUUAUGAUAUAAAAACAUAUCUAAUCUUUAUAUACAUUCGUUUGUAUUGAAUGAUUCUGUAUCGUUUGUAUUAUGUAUACUUAUUUUAUUGUAUAUGUACCACUAGUUAUAUUUAAUAUUUUUUUAAUAUACUCUUGUUGC